UUGGUUUCAGUUGCAGUUUGGUUCUCAACCUGGACAGACAUGGAUACAACUCUCUACCAGUCACCGCAGGAUCGGAACAUGGAUUUUAACUUUAACAUGAUAAAUUUUGAGUUAACCAAGGACGGACAAAAAGAGAUGAUUGAGAUAAGUCCCGAGGAGUUGUCCCAGUUUGACCCAACUAUGCAGUACGAUGUACAAAACACCAACAACAGUUACCAGAACUACUAUGAUUACCAAGAGAUGUCGCCAACAUCAGAGAAUUCAUAUUUUUCCGGAACUCCGUCCCCUUUUUCUCCAGCACAGAGUGAAUUUUCCGGAAAGGCCGUAAAUCCUCGAAAAAAAGGAGGACGCAAGAAAAACCUCCGUCCUCCAUCUCCAGCCAUCCUGAAGCAGAGGCGCGAGGCCGCAAAUGCACGAGAGCGGAAACGAAUGAACGGAUUGAACGAUGCUUUUGAGCGAUUACGUGACGUUGUUCCAAACAUGACGACGGAACAGAAAAUGUCCAAAAUCGAAACUUUGCGAAUGGCGCAAGCUUACAUCAAAACUUUGGCUAACCUGGUCGAAAAUGAGGAAAAUGGAAGUCCUCAACCCUCAGCCUCGACAAAUACAGUCGAGGUCGAUAUGUUUGAAUUGAUCUAAACAUUUCUCUAGAUUUUGUACAUAAACUGUACAGUGUACAAUAACUUUGUCAACCCCGAAGAACAUGAAGAAAUCUCCGAAACUGUGAUAACAAAUACCGUAAAUCAUAAAUGAAUAAAGCUCUAGCGCUAUUUACAAUUAUCUAAAGUGCAAUAAAGAUUAUUUAAUACUGA
This is a messenger RNA of Eurytemora carolleeae, 812 nucleotides long. RefSeq names its product pancreas transcription factor 1 subunit alpha. The record is from RefSeq and is a predicted model, not a curated record. The coding region runs from base 40 to 639 and encodes 199 amino acids. Lineage: Eukaryota; Metazoa; Arthropoda; Copepoda; Calanoida; Temoridae. The transcript has a single exon. Gene Ontology annotation, molecular function: protein dimerization activity.